CAACCGGGGCCCAGUCUCAGUCUGGCUUCGUCAGAGACAGCCGGCCGCAGCCACUUUUAGUAGUCGCUUUCAAUCGCCUGCCGUCGUCGGUGUAUCGCGCUCGACUCUGGAACGUGGCCUGCCUGUGGUGUGUCGUCAUUGCAGCAACGUUUUGUUUUCAUCUUGGUUCGACAGACACUGUCACCUUCAAGGCUGCCGGCUCUCUUUUUUUCUCCUUUUAUUUUACUACGAUACAGGCCCGAAAAAUUUUGACAGUUCGGCUCAAUAAUCCCUUUCCGUCAAACAGUGUAAUGUUUACAUAGCCGAUCCGAGCCGGCAGAGUGAUGUUUAGAAAUUCCGAGUUUGUCCUUUGAAGAAAAACGAAUCACAUGACCGCCGAAAACACGCCGGAGGUAAACUACGCCUAUGCCCGAGAACAAGUAUGACAGAGAGAUGGCAAAAGUAAGCAGCAACAACAACAGAAAAUCACUGGAGGAGAUGUGUCCGCUCCAAAACGGCUCUAAAGACAACAAUAACCCCACGUGCGAACAAACUUCCUUAUCAGCUUCUAUAGAUCACAACGACGAUGCCAACCAUCACAUAUCACAGAAUCACAGGUCGAACGGUGACGUCACUACGCUCAGCGCAGACGACAGCGAUGACGAAAGCGACACCAGAUGUGGAUGGGGUCCUAUAUCACCUGGCUGGAUGAGCAUAUUCGUUUCAAAACAAGGAUUUUUGGUGUUCUUCUGCAUGGCAUGGGUACUCCAAGGGUUGUAUCAUACAUAUUUCGUAAGCGUGAUCACAACCAUAGAGAAAUUGUUUCAAAUUCAGUCGAAGAUAACUGGCAUCAUAAUGAGUGCUACAGAAAUCGGACAAAUAGGAUCGUGCUUGCUUUUGACUUAUUAUGGUGGCCAGGGCCAUAGACCGAAAUGGAUAGCGUUGGGAAUGAUACUCUUUGCUGCUGGUUCAUUUACAUGUUCCCUACCUCAUUUUAUAUACGGGAAGCAGUUGAUCAAAGCCCACGGGCUCAGUGGAAUUAUCAGAGAGCCUCAUGUUUGUAACACUGAUGCCAACAUUCGAGAAACAUCUAGAAGCUUAUUGAAUUCCUCAGAUCUCCUAAACGACAAUUUGUCGCCUAACAUAAUCCAGUCGUGUUACGAAGAUGUUGAUCCAGGACAUCAAAUCCAACCCAGCGUGAGGAACAUCGUUUUGGCUAUAUUUUUUAUUAGCCUUCUCGGUGUCGGAAUGGGACAAACGGCUGUGGCUACGCUUGGAAUACCGUUCAUAGACGAUAACGUCACAAGCAAGGAAUCGCCGUUAUAUUAUGCUGUAACAGCAGCUGUCAGGAUUUGUGGCCCAGCGUUUGGUUUUAUUCUUGGAUCGUUAUGUACAAGCGUUUAUGCCGAUUUAUCUGUCGAUCCUAAAAUCGAUUCAUCGGAUCCAAGGUGGAUAGGAGCAUGGUGGGCUGGAUUACUCAUAAUCUCAGGACUUUUAGUGUUAGGCGCCAUAGGAAUGUAUGCCUUUCCAAAACGACUACCUCAUAUUAAGCCUUUGAGAAGGCCUAGCAAAAAUAAUAUGCUUAACGAUAAGAAACAAAACCCUAGUAUAAGAGAUUUUCCAAAGACUGUAAAACGAUUAUUGAAAAACGAUAUACUUAUGUAUCGAACUGCCAGCACGAUAUUACACAUACUGCCGAUUGCCGGAUUAUACACUUUUUUACCGAAGUAUCUAGAAUCUCAAUUUAGGUUGCCAACGCCUACUGCCAAUAUGAUUUCAGGUGUCGGCGGAAUAUUGGUCAUGGGGAUUGGCAUAGUGAUAAGUGGUUUAAUAAUUGGAAAAGUCCAACUGAAUGCCAGACAAGCCGCUGGUUGGAUAGCAUUUACUUCCAUCGUCUAUGCAAUCGGAAUGGGAAUACUUAUGUUUAUCGGAUGCCCUAUGAACGAUUUGGUUAUUGUAAAACCAGAUCACGGGUUAGAUCUAAACGACAUAAACACUUGUUAUAAAGGCUGCCACUGCAACGAGGACAAGUUUCAACCGAUUUGCGGACAGGACAAGAAAACUUAUUUAUCGCCCUGUCACGCGGGUUGUCAAAACUACACUGAAAAAGACGGCAAGAUAAUAGAAUAUUCAAAUUGUUUGUGUCUGGACAUGCCGGACCGAACGUUUGAUAAUCAGACAUCUUUUGGGAACGCCACAAUUGGAUAUUGCGAAAACGAAUGUGAUAACUUCAUUUCGUACAUGGUGUUGUUUAGUAUUUUCGUUUUUAUCCACUCCACGUCAGAGGUGGGGUCUAUGUUGUUGAUUCUACGGUGCGUGGACCCCAGAGACAAAGCAAUGGCGAUGGGUGUCAUCCAGUUCGCCAUAGGGCUCUUUGGAAAUGUGCCAUGUCCAAUUAUUUAUGCAACUGUGGUUGAUUCGGCGUGUCUUAUAUGGGAAAUGGCUUGUGGGGAAAAAGGGGCUUGUGGUCUAUAUGACUCCGACACAUUUAGGAUGUUUUAUCACGGAAUAACUGGCGCAUUUCUGCUUUGUGCUUUUUUCGUGGAUUUGAUUGUUUGGUACAAAGUGGGAAAGUUCCACAUCGUAGAAGACGAAGAGGAGUUUGAGGAGGAGCUAGCUACAAUUGCCAUUAAAAUAAAAGGAGAGACAGACUAGCAAACGGCUGUGGUGGAAGAGGGUCCACCGAAAUACUAAGUUUUGCAAUUUCUUAAAGUGAAAAGGCUUGUUUUUGUUUUAUUCUAGUUACUGAAGAUAUUAGAGCCUUUUGUUUCGUGCAAAGAAUGAUUUUUAGACAUAUGGUAGCUAAAAAAUCGAUUAACUAUGUGUAAUAUUUAAUCUUAUAGGGGGAGGGGGGGUAUUCCUAGUCGCAAUGAACUGUUGCAUUUUUAUUAAAAAUUUUAUAGCAAAAAUGCAUUUGCAAUCUUAGUUGAGAUGUUAAUAUUAUUGGACAUAGCAUAAUUUUAGUAAAUUUUGUUGACUUAAUUAUAAAUGUUUAGUGAAUCGACCCUCUACCUACAUACAUACAUCACAUUUUGUAUGGCUGUUUCAAAGUAAAAUUUUCUAUAUAUUAUUUUAAUUAUAUUAGUAAAUUAUUAUAAAGUUAAUUUAUAACCUAAGGGAAAGUAAUCCUGCGUUUGUUAUUCGAGGCUUGAUCACUAAGUAAGUAAUCUGCUUGAAACUAGAAUUAAUGGUAAGUAUUCAAAAAGCAGAUAUACUAAAUACUGUAUAUUCGUUAGAAUUAAGUUGUUAGAGAAAUUAUAUUCUAUUAAGGCCUAACCUCUGUUUCGUCUAUUAUACAUGUUAUAUUUUUAAUGAGUCUGUAAUACUGCAAUUUUUAAUUCCAAUAAGGGAAACCCUAAACUAUUGUUUAAAUAUAACUAUUGCAUCCAAUAUAUAAACUGUGAUAUUUAAAUAUGUUGCUAUGUCCAGCAUUUUUAUACAUUAUACAUUACUACUCUAUUCUGAUGUAAGUUGAUUUUAUAUAAUAAUGUUGAUGUAAAAACUUGUGUAUACAAAAAGAUCAAAAUCUUAUUAAAAUUGUCAAUAACUGAUACAUGAAAGAGACUAUUUUAAUAUAUUAUCUUUUGUAACUUUUAGAGAAAAAAUGAAAUUAAAAAAAUAAACGUGUUGUACUCUUUUAUGUUAAAAGUAAAUAAGAAAAGUAAUUAAAUAAAUUUCAUUUUAUUAUUACUUACUAUUACACCAUAAAUUUUCCAGAAAUAAAGAUAUUUUGUAUAUAACUUGUAAUAUCUUAAUUUUUGCAGUUGCAUACACUUCUAAAAUUAGAACAACACAAAUUCUUAAGUGUUAUUUUAAUGUCCUUCAACUUUUAGUUACCAUUUUUCAGUUAAAUAUUAAAAAUACACUCACCCAACAGAAUAAUCAACGUGCCAUGUACAUUUUAGUUUUACGAAAAAAAUAUUAAAAAUACCUCACUUCUAUUAUAAUAUAUGGUGCUCAACAGUUUAUACUUUUAUAUGGACUUCUAGAACUAUUUUUGUUUUUCUCUGUAUUCUUUGUGUUAGUUUAAAUCAAUAGACCAAUAAAUUUUUUAUGUAUU
Messenger RNA from Sitophilus oryzae (rice weevil), 4039 nucleotides. It is a transcript of the gene Oatp74D, whose product is annotated as solute carrier organic anion transporter family member 74D. The record is from RefSeq and is a predicted model, not a curated record. NCBI's taxonomy places the organism in Eukaryota, Metazoa, Arthropoda, Insecta, Coleoptera, Curculionidae. Gene Ontology annotation, cellular component: membrane. Gene Ontology annotation, molecular function: protein binding. Gene Ontology annotation, biological process: sodium-independent organic anion transport; transmembrane transport. The transcript is spliced from 9 exons. Bases 406 to 2634 code for a protein of 742 amino acids.